Molecule: messenger RNA, 1602 nt
Organism: Exophiala viscosa
Lineage: Eukaryota; Fungi; Ascomycota; Eurotiomycetes; Chaetothyriales; Herpotrichiellaceae
Exons: 5
Coding region: 1-1602 (533 amino acids)
Source: RefSeq, a predicted model, not a curated record
AUGGCCACAGGUGUCGCCGAAGUAGACUCAGACGUGAGGUUUUCUGGCUCGCGGCAGUGGCCAGGCGAACGUCAUCCAACUCGAUGGGAUGUGCACGAUGCGAACGAAAGUCCAGCCAUCACCUUCCUGGACCGUUUCCGAGCUGCACUACUACACGCUGAGGGUGCAGGAGAAGGCGCUUCCCCCGACACCGACUCAAUGAUGAACAGUUCCGAGCACUUGGAGACAAACCCAGCCAGAGCGUACACAUAUCCCGUGGUCAUGCUGUCCGACAUCCCAACAGUAUUGCCGGAAGAUGAGAUCGCACGACUGCACGCGGCCUACUUCGCCUCGUUCAACCAGAUUUUCAUCGACGCUGUCGAUAUUCCCGGAACGUCUUCGAACCCGCUCCCUCCAUAUCUUCGUAUUGCGCGUGCAUGCCUGGGGUCGAUAUCAGUUCCCGCAACGAGUACGAGCGGCUAUGCCAUCGCAGAUGGGACCGAUCAAACCGAUCUUUCGGCGGGCUUGUUCGUUACUGCCGCAAGGCUGUGGACAGUAAUCAUAGAAGUCGACAAUCGCGAAGCUCGAAUGCUAGAGGCAGUAAUCGCGGCCUCACUACUCAUCACCUAUGGCGUCUUGUCCAUUGAUCGGGUGCAUUGGAGGAUAACAACUGGGAUCCUUUGCAAUGUGGUCACCAUGUUAAGGAGAUUGCACCUCACAGAUGGCUAUUCCCCGCUAUGUGCCUCUCCUGAACUACCGGAAAAGGACUUCGGCAUUAAAAGCUCUCUCGUCAGCUACCUACUACUGCUUGAUACUGUUCACGCCGUACACUAUGGCUUAGUGCCGCACUUUUCAAGGACCGAAUUGUUCAUGAAAAUGCCCUCAUCCAACCAUCAGUUCCGCACCCUGUACAACUCUCUUACGCACGGCUAUGCUUUACCGCAAGAUGUUCGAACGCGAGAAGACGGUCUCCUACUACUGACCAUGCUCCUGAGCGAUAUCAUUUAUGCACAGCGGUGCCAUCUCUCAAUACCAGGCUCCUCUACAAGCCAAGUAGACGUCAACCCUAGGUCUUCGACCGAUCGCACGCCACUGCGAAACCCUUUCGCUCCAUUGUCCUUGCAAUCAGAAUACUCUCGCUUGAGCGCUGACUUUCUGGCUGCGCUUUCUCGUUGGGAACAGCAUUUUCAUCGUUACGUUGGCAGUGAUAUUCUCGCUCUCUACUACUUUGUUAGACUCCAGCUGAUUUGCCCUGAUAUCGGAAGUCUUCCUCGUUUGGCAGGUUACGGAACCGUGCCGGCUUGCAGUGGCAGGCAAUGCAGUUCCGCAGAACGCCCUGAACAAAUCGAUAUCCCGGACAAAGCAAUGGACCUUGCGUGGCUUGUCCUCGAUCACUGUGACGGAAACUCACAAGAUCUGCAGCGAAGGAUGGUCGUCUGGAUCCCUGUCAUCUUGUUCUACUCGGCAUUGGUGGUUUGGCAGAAGCUAUAUUCACAAUCAUUCACUGAUUUGAAGUACGGCAGCUUAAAAGUACUCGGGAUGUACAAGGACGAAAUCGCAAAGAUGCCCUGGCCAUGUUGCAAGGUGAUGGCAGACACCCUUGACAGGCUCAUGAAGAGGUGA